Molecule: messenger RNA, 543 nt
Organism: Aspergillus viridinutans
Lineage: Eukaryota; Fungi; Ascomycota; Eurotiomycetes; Eurotiales; Aspergillaceae
Exons: 3
Coding region: 1-543 (180 amino acids)
Source: RefSeq, a predicted model, not a curated record
AUGGAAGUCCUUCGGCAGUCUGUCCUCCACGUGGAAGCCCGCUUCAAGAGCAACAGUGACGGCAUCAUUGUUCGCACAGAUUUGGUACUGCGCUUCCUGUACUUCUCACGGCUUGUGGGGUGGAUCUUUGACUCGCAGCCGACUGGCUCGCUGGCCAAGCAUACGUCGGAGACAAUCCUCCGCAUGGUUGCCAUCCGACUCUUCCGCAGACUCAUUCAUGUCUUCCGUAUCCGGUGGGCGACGCCUCGACGAGAUUGUUACACUCGAUUCACCUUGAGAUGGAAUGUUCCUGGAACAACGUCCACGCCUUCAGUGGGUCCCGCUGGCCGAGGCAGUGAACCCGCCGACAGCUUGAAAGAGCGUAUUAAGGUUGAGAGGGGGCUCCAGCAGGACGACACGACUGCACUGGCUGUGCAGAUUAAGCCCGUGGGCUCCACACUGGUACGAAGUCAGGAAGACUGGAGACUCCGACCUCUAGCACCACAGUUGGCCAUUUUCGAGAACGGCCCGCUGGUGGACGCUUUGGACCCCGCCCAUGGUUGA